GUGUUGUAUUUUGUGCCUUUUUGUUUUCCCCCAGGUGGUUCACUGCCCCAUGAAGAAGCUUCACUGGUUGUGAAUAAAGGGGAAGAAUUAAGGUUGAGGUGCAAUGAAAAUGGGCCUGUGACUUGGAAUUUCCAGAACUCGGACCCAUCGGCAAAAGCAAGGAGUUCCAAUGAGAAAGAGUGGUACACCAAAAAUGCAACAGUCAGAGACACGGGGAGAUACACGUGCAAGAGCAAAGGGAGUAUUGUCAACUCUUUUUAUGUUUUUGUUAAAGAUCCAAAUGUGCUCUUCCUUGUUGAUUCUCUCAUCUAUGGGAAAGAAGACAGUGACAUCCUGCUAGUGUGCCCACUAACAGAUCCAGAUGUUUCAAAUUUCACACUGAGAAAAUGUGAUGGCAGACGUCUUCCCAAAAAUAUGACGUUCAUUCCCAAUCCCCAGGAAGGCAUCAUUAUAAAGAACGUGCAGAGGUCAUUUAAGGGCUGCUACCAGUGCUUGGCCAAGCACAACGGAGUUGAGAAAAUAUCUGAGCACAUUUUUCUGAAUGUGAGGCCAGUUCACAAAACUCUUCCUGUCAUUACCUUAUCCAAAAGCCAUGAGCUUCUUAAAGAAGGAGAAGAAUUUGAAGUUACAUGCAUAAUCACGGAUGUGGAUAGCAGUGUACAAGCUAGCUGGAUUUCUCACAGAAGUGCGAUUGUUACAAGCAAAAGCAGAAAUUUGGGUGAUUAUGGAUACGAAAGGAAAUUAACAUUGAACAUCCGUUCAGUGGGAGUUAAUGAUUCUGGAGAAUUCACAUGCCAAGCAGAAAAUCCGUUUGGAAAAACCAAUGCCACAGUAACCUUGAAAGCACUAGUUAAAGGAUUUGUCCGUUUGUUUGCAACAAUGAAUACCACAAUAGAUAUAAACGCAGGACAAAAUGGAAAUUUAACAGUUGAAUAUGAGGCAUAUCCAAAACCGAAGGAAGAACUCUGGAUGUACAUGAAUGAAACAUUACAGAAUUCAUCAGACCAUUAUGUCAAGUUCAAGACUGUGGGCAGUAACAGUUAUACAAGUGAACUUCACCUUACCCGAUUAAAAGGAACAGAAGGAGGCAUUUACACAUUUUUGGUGUCCAAUUCUGAUGCCAGCUCCUCUGUAACAUUUAAUGUCUAUGUGAAAACAAAACCUGAGAUUCUUACUCUGGAUAUGCUUGGCAAUGGUAUUCUCCAGUGUGUAGCAGCUGGAUUCCCAGCCCCAACCAUAUACUGGUAUUUUUGCCCAGGAACCGAGCAGAGGUGUUUUGAUUCACCAGCAAUAUCCCCCAUGAAUGUCAGUUACACAAAUUCGUCAGUGCCAUCAUUUGAACGAAUCCUGGUUGAAAGCACCAUCAACGCCAGCAUGUUCAGGAGCACUGGCACCGUGUGCUGCGAGGCCUCCAGCAAUGGGGACAAGAGCUCUGCUUUUUUCAACUUUGCUAUUAAAGAACAAAUCCGUACCCAUACCCUUUUCACCCCUUUACUAAUUGCAUUUGGAGUUGCUGCAGGGCUGAUGUGCAUCAUAGUCAUGAUUCUGGUGUACAUAUAUUUGCAGAAACCCAAAUAUGAAGUUCAGUGGAAAGUUGUUGAAGAAAUAAAUGGAAACAACUAUGUUUACAUAGACCCAACGCAACUUCCUUAUGAUCACAAAUGGGAAUUUCCUAGAAACCGAUUGAGUUUUGGUAAAACCCUCGGUGCUGGAGCUUUUGGAAAAGUUGUUGAAGCCACUGCUUAUGGUCUGUUUAAAUCUGAUGCUGCUAUGACAGUAGCAGUAAAGAUGUUGAAAACAAGUGCCCAUUUAACAGAAAGAGAAGCCUUGAUGUCAGAGCUUAAAGUGCUGAGUUACCUUGGAAACCACAUUAAUAUCGUGAAUCUACUCGGAGCUUGCACUAUUGGAGGUCCCACUCUAGUCAUCACAGAGUAUUGCUGCUAUGGUGAUCUUUUAAAUUUUCUGAGACGGAAACGAGAUUCAUUUAUUUGUCCAAAACAUGAAGAACAUGCAGAAACAGCAGUUUACGAGAACCUUUUGCAUCAGGCAGAGCCUGCAGCUGAUGUUGCCAAUGAGUACAUGGACAUGAAACCGGGAGUGUCAUAUGCAGUCCCACCAAAACCUGAUAAAAAAAGACCAGUGAAGUCUGGAUCCUACACCGAUCAGGAUGUUACUCUUUCUGUGUCAGAAGAUGAUGAACUUGCUCUAGAUGUUGAAGAUUUACUAAGCUUUUCUUACCAGGUGGCAAAGGGCAUGAGCUUCCUUGCCUCCAAAAAUUGCAUUCACAGGGAUCUGGCUGCAAGAAAUAUUCUUCUCACUCAUGGUCGAGUAACAAAAAUCUGUGACUUUGGCCUGGCAAGAGACAUAAGAAAUGACUCCAAUUAUGUGGUCAAAGGAAAC
Molecule: messenger RNA, 2400 nt
Organism: Nestor notabilis (Kea)
Lineage: Eukaryota; Metazoa; Chordata; Aves; Psittaciformes; Psittacidae
Gene: KIT
Product: v-kit Hardy-Zuckerman 4 feline sarcoma viral oncogene homolog
Exons: 16
Biological process (GO): Fc receptor signaling pathway; protein phosphorylation; multicellular organism development
Cellular component (GO): signaling receptor complex
Molecular function (GO): ATP binding; cytokine binding; transmembrane receptor protein tyrosine kinase activity
Source: RefSeq, a predicted model, not a curated record